AAAUAUACGACUCAUUCGCGACCCAUCACAGUACGACCGCAUUCGUGAAGAAAAAAUACGUUACUUCAGCAUACAUUUUGUAUUGCUGCGAUAUCGACAUGAGGCUCCUAAUUCUCUUAGCCUCGAUCGGGGCUAUAGUGAUCGCUAAACCAGAAAAGUACAGAGAGAAGGAGGAUUUCGAAUACUCACGAAGCUCCUCCGACGAUGGGACCAAAGCUGGAUUCUACGGCGCUCAAAGAGGCAACAUGGGAGGAAACUACGAGCACGCUCACAACAUGGACAUGCUGGCUCAACACCAAAUGAGCUCCCUGGUGAGACAGGUGGACGGGGAACUCGGAACGGGAGCGAACCAGCGCACCGGCAGUGUCUUCACCUCGGGCAGCUCCAGAGGAGUAUACGGCUCGGGAAUGUACGACUUGAGUAACCUCAAAGGACGCAACUUCGACGAAUCUCACGCCUUCGGUGGCUCCCAUUCGUCCUUAUCGUCCAGCUCCGGAGCCGCUACGAAUUUGGGCUUCGGACACGAGCACGCCUCGAGCGACUCGAGAUACAGCAGCAGCCAAUCGCAGAGUGCCAUCGAAAGGUCGCGAUACCGUCACCACUCGUCUGCCGAAUCCUCGUCUGAUCUCGUUAUGGGAGGACACCGAGAGGAGAGCCUGCACGGCGGUAUGACUCAAAGCGAAUACGACCAGCAGGCUGCCAGUAAUUAUUACUCCGGCAGCAAUGGAUACAACUCGAACGGAAGAUACGUUAACAGUGUUCCUGCAAAGGUUUACAUCAGACCGGGCCAGAAAGUCACGAUACCGAUUUCCUCUCAGACGUACGACGCCUCCCACUACAACGCACAUUUACACGACGAAAACUCUGUAAAUUCUGAUGCCGAGAUAAUUAGCAGCGGACACGUCGUAAGCAUUAAGCCCGUAGUUAAACACUACGAAUCUUCUUACAAGUACAAAAAGGAAUGGGAGAAACAUGACACGCAAACGUUUGCGACCCCUACGGAGAAUCCUUUCCCGCAAAACAUCGAAAAUUUCGACAGUUUACAAGUAUCACAAGGAUUACAUCACCGCGAUAACUUCGACGUUAAUAGCCACAGCAGUUCUCAGCUAAACAAAUUUAACAGUGCUCAUUCAAACGCAUACAGCACCGGUAGCAAAGCAUCGUCGUUUCAUCAAUCGGGAUACAAUUCCGGCUUAACCGCUGAGUCGCAAAAUUUGGAUUCAUCUUUUGCAGGGUCGCAUUCAAAAGAUUACUUACACGCGGGGAUCGGUGCAGGUAAUAUGGUUGAAGAUAUAAGUUCUCGACCCAAGCAUUACCAGUCCUCCUACUCAUACCACAAGGCAUGGGAGAGGCAAGGAGACCCUUAUGUUAUUGUACCUGACAGCAGUGCUGGUGGAAGCGAAGUUCAGUCGUCACAAAAAUUCACCGCCGCUUCAGAGAAUUAUGGUCAAUCGUCAUCGCACCAUGGUUCACAUUAUAGUCAAUCUCAAAAAGGUUAUUCCAGUGGUUGCAGUAUUGAUUGCGUCAAUGGCCAUAUUCGAGUUGCUCGAUCCUACAAGCCCGACGCAGAAAACUUGGAGCAACAGAGCCAAACUGAAUGGGCGAACGUAGAAGACUUGGGGCAACAGACUCAAGAGAAAUGGGAAAAUUUAGAUAACUUGGGUCAACAAGUACAAGAAAACUGGGAUCAUGUAGGUGAUUUAACUCAGCAGCAACAGAGUAAAUGGGAGACUCAAGAAGAUCUAGGGCAGAAAAGUCAAAAUGUGUGGGACAACUUAGACAACUUAAGUCAACAAUCACAAACAAAAUGGGACAAAAUAGAAGUAUUGGAUCAACAAAAAGAAAAUAAAAAUGACAAACAAGUUGUAGGACAAAAACCACAAAACUCAUGGGACAAGCUCAAAGAUUUAGAGCAAAAACCAAAUGUGAAACCUUUUGAUUUGCACAAAGAAUCACCAAACACCCAAGAAAGUGUCAGCGAUCGCCCACGAUACGUCACAUGGGGUGAAUACCAAAAUUUUGGACAACAAGCUCAAAAUAGUUGGAACAACGGGGAUCACGUACAUCAUGAUCAUCACCACCGACAUAUUGUACAUGAAGACCAAAGCAACAAGUAUAACAACAUGCAUGACAUGUUUAACCAAGAAUUUGAGAACUGGAAACUUAUGCAAAGUAUAUAUUCUCAACAUUUGGCCAACAAACAACGAGAAAAUUAUUAUAAUUCGUUUGGUAACAAUAUAAAUACACAACAAGGUGGAUAUCAAUUUGGACACAGACAUGGUAGUAAUUGUCAUCACUCACAAGACGCGUCACUUAUCAAUACAAACUACCAAAACUCAUGGAAUACAUUUGGACAAGAACAUGUUCACUACAAGCAUUUCUCUGACUUUUGGAAUAACCAGCACACAAAUGGAGAUAUAUUUACAACGCAACAGGAACCACAUUUAGUUCCAACACAGACUAUGGCAGAAAAUAAUAAGGAAGACUUCUCAAUUCAUAACUUCUGGGACAAAUUAGAUAAAAUCGAUAAUACUGAACAAACACAAAAUAUACAUCAAUUUAAUGUUGAUAAAUCCACUGAACAAACAGUAAAUAAACAAACAGAAUCUAAAUUAGACUUUGAGAAGAAUGUUAAUAUUAAUGAGGAUAUGGAAGAAUCACUCGUGGUACAUCCAGUUGAUGUGGGUCGUGGUGAUAUUGGUGCCGAAGAUCUAACAAGUGAAUCGUUAUCAACUGAACAAAACAAGGACAAAGGUACACCAAGUUCCACAGUUAUUAUAAACAAAGAAACCAAAUAUCACAAUUUAGAUCAAAGCUCACAGAAAGCAGAAUCUCAUGAUAGAACUACUACUGAAGAUUCCUUAGACUUAAGUGUUGUAGGUCUUGAAAACGUGCCGAGCGAAACGAAAUAUAAUCAAAAUAGUUACAACAAAAAACCUAAAGAUAAUACUGAAAUUGAAAAUACUAGUCAGGUUAGUUCAAAACCAUCAAACGUUGAAAAAAUUAAUCAGGAGGCCAAUUACAUGCAGCAUAAUGCAGAUCAACAAUUUGUAGAUUGGAUGAGGCAGCCAAAUUCAGGCCAUGAAUCAGAAGAUUUUGGACAGCAACAGAACAAUGAUCAACAAUUAGAAAACUUCACGCCACCAAAUACUGAUCAACAGUUAGAAGACUUUGGACAGCAACAAAACAAUAAUCAACAAUUAGAAGACUUUAAGACACUCAAUACUGAUCAACAGUUAGACGACUUUGGAAAGCAACAGAACAAUGAUCAACAAUUAGAAGAUUAUAAGCACCCAAGUACUGAUCAAAAGUUAGAAGAUUUUGCACAUCAACAAAGCAAUGAUCAACAAUUAGAAGACUUUAAGAAAUUAAAUAAUGAUCAACAGUUAGAAGACUUUGGACAGCAACAAAACAAUGAUCAACAAUUAGAAGACUUUAAGACACUCAAUACUGAUCAACAGUUAGAAGAUUUUGCACAUCAACAAAAAAAUCAACAAUUAGAAGACUUCAAGAAAUUAAAUACUGAUCAACAGUUAGAAGACUUUGGACAACAACAGAACAGUGAUCAACAAUUAGAAGAUUUCAAGCAUUUUAAUACUGAUCAACAGUUAGAAGAUUUUAUACAGCAACAAACCAAUGAUCAACAAUUAGAAGACUUCAAGAAAUUAAACGCUGAUCAACAGUUAGAAGACUUUGGUCAGCAACAGAACAAUGAUCAACAAUUAGAAGACUUUAAGCAACAGCAUACUGACCAACAACUAGAAGACUUUAAGCAAUCUAAUACAGAUCAACAGUUAGAAGACUUCGGACAGCAACAGACCAAUGAUCAACAAUUAGAUGAUUUUGGGCAACAAGUGCAAGAUCAGCAAUUAGAAACAUUUGGAGAAGUUAACAAGCAACAUCAAGGAUUUGAUUUUGAACACACACAACAUUUCACACAGGAAGUACCAAAUAAUGAAAAACAACAAGAAAGAAAAAUUUAUGCAGAAGAUAGAUCUCUGCCAAAGUUACAAGCACAUGAAGAACAAAAUAGUAGACUACAUGAGUCAGUGAUUCCUCCAGAACCUGUGGUAACUACGGAAAAACCUGGAUUUUGGAAGUCAGUAGGGAACAAGUUUACAGGGGCGAAAGACACUGUUGCUGGAUGGUUUAAAAGAAGUUAAUGUGUUUUUUCGCUAAAGACGGUGGCAAAUAUGAACUAAAAAUACAUAAAAAGCAGUAUUAUCUAUUUUGAACAUAAUAUAUCAAUAAAGUGAAUAACAAAAUUUGGCUUACCUCUGGCAGGGUGUUGUAAUACUUAAUGAAUGCCUGUUGUUGCACUGAACCUAAAAUGAUAAGCAUGAUUUAUAAUUUUAAAAACAUGUUAUUUA
Aricia agestis (brown argus) is the source of this 4370-nucleotide messenger RNA. Its product is annotated as GATA zinc finger domain-containing protein 14-like. Bases 99 to 4163 code for a protein of 1354 amino acids. The record is from RefSeq and is a predicted model, not a curated record. Lineage: Eukaryota; Metazoa; Arthropoda; Insecta; Lepidoptera; Lycaenidae. The transcript has 3 exons.